Molecule: messenger RNA, 2557 nt
Organism: Xenopus laevis (African clawed frog)
Lineage: Eukaryota; Metazoa; Chordata; Amphibia; Anura; Pipidae
Gene: bmpr1b.S
Product: bone morphogenetic protein receptor type 1B S homeolog
Exons: 16
Coding region: 562-2160 (532 amino acids)
Biological process (GO): cell surface receptor protein serine/threonine kinase signaling pathway; cellular response to growth factor stimulus
Cellular component (GO): plasma membrane; membrane; signaling receptor complex
Molecular function (GO): transferase activity; kinase activity; nucleotide binding
Source: RefSeq, a predicted model, not a curated record
ACGGAGAGUGAAAGUGGCAGAGCUGAGGGGAGAGCCCGCACACAGGGGAACUGUGGGAACUAAAGUACAGACGGCCGCUGCUCAGUGACAGCAGUUAAACUGAUGCGUAACAGACGUUUUGAUCAAAAGGCAGACCACUGUGUGUAUCCGGUCUGGCAUCUUAGACACACCAUCAGGGUCUUUGCACUUCUGAAAUUCAAAAAAAUCAAGUUGAUUUGUUUGUGAAUGUGAAGAUUGCAAGCAGGUUUAGGAAUUUCCUAAUGCUUUCACAGCAUUCAGUCUCCAAAGUAUGACAGUAGAACAGUGACUCAAGUUGCAGGAAAAACAUUUUAUUUGGAAGAUAAAUCCCUGUUAUUUGAAACUCAUUUUCGGAGACUUUUGGCCUUCGCUGGUAUGGCAAAGAUGUCAGGUCACUAGAAGUGUGAAAAGAGAAUUUGUGGCUUUCCGGCCUGAGGAACUGACAGAGCUGGCUCUUGGACUAUCACACAAAGGAGGAACAGAGAGUGGAGUCUUAUUGUAAAGGAGACCACACUUUUAUUACAGAACUCUCCGGCACAAGGGAUGGGUUGGUUGGAAGAAAGAAAUUGGCAGCUUCACGUUUCCUUGAUUAUGUUGCUAUCCCUGCAUACAAGAGCAAAUCUGCUUGAUAACAUGCUGCUGAGGAGUUCUGCAAAGCUGAAUGUGGACAGCAGGAAGGAAGACACAGAAAGCACAGCUCCCGCUCCACCACCGAAGAUGCUGUCAUGUUACUGCCACCACCACUGUCCAGAAGACUCUUUCAAUAACACCUGCUGGACUGAUGGGUAUUGCUUUACAAUUGUUGAAGAAGAUGAAUCUGGCCUUCCCGUGGUCACCUCUGGCUGCUUGGGAUUAGAGGGAUCCGACUUCCAAUGUAGGGACACACCAAUACCCCAUCAACGAAGAUCAAUUGAAUGUUGCACUGAUGAAGACUUCUGUAACAGAGAUCUCCAUCCUACUUUACCUCCUCUUAAAAAAACAAACUUUGUUGAUGGGAGUAUUCACUACAUGGCGUUGCUUAUUUCUGUGACGGUGUGCAGCAUCAUCCUGGCCAUUAUUCUCAUAUUCUGUUAUUUCAGGUAUAAGCGCCAGGAAGCCAGACCCCGUUACAGCAUUGGAAUUGAACAGGAUGAGACAUACAUUCCUCCUGGAGAAUUACUGAAGGAUCUCAUUGAACAGUCACAAAGCUCAGGAAGUGGCUCGGGGCUCCCUCUGCUGGUCCAAAGGACAAUAGCAAAGCAAAUACAGAUGGUGAAACAAAUUGGUAAAGGACGCUAUGGGGAGGUCUGGAUGGGUAAAUGGCGUGGAGAGAAGGUGGCUGUGAAAGUAUUCUUCACAACAGAAGAAGCGAGUUGGUUUCGAGAGACAGAAAUCUACCAGACUGUGCUUAUGCGACAUGAAAACAUAUUGGGUUUUAUUGCAGCUGAUAUCAAAGGGACAGGGUCAUGGACUCAACUCUAUUUGAUUACGGACUAUCAUGAAAAUGGCUCUCUGUAUGAUUACCUGAAAUCUACCACCCUGGAUACAAAGGCAAUGCUAAAACUAGCUUAUUCGACAGUUAGCGGCCUCUGCCACCUACACACUGAAAUAUUUGGAACAAAAGGAAAACCAGCUAUUGCCCAUCGGGAUCUUAAAAGUAAAAAUAUACUGGUGAAGAAAAACGGAACAUGCUGUAUUGCAGACCUGGGACUGGCAGUAAAAUUCAUUAGUGACACCAAUGAAGUGGACAUACCACCAAACACCAGAGUUGGCACAAAGCGGUAUAUGCCUCCAGAGGUGCUUGAUGAGAGCCUAAACAGAAAUCACUUCCAGUCCUAUAUCAUGGCAGAUAUGUAUAGCUUUGGGCUUAUCCUUUGGGAAGUAGCCAGAAGAUGCAUAUCAGGAGGUAUACUAGAGGAAUACCAACUGCCUUACCAUGAUUUGGUACCUAGCGACCCAUCUUAUGAAGACAUGAGAGACAUUGUCUGUAUUAGGAGGUUACGACCUUCAUUUCCAAACAGAUGGAGCAGUGAUGAGUGUCUGAGACAGAUGGGAAAGCUCAUGACAGAGUGUUGGGCUCACAAUCCAGCCUCUCGUCUCACAGCUCUACGAGUAAAGAAGACCUUAGCCAAAAUGUCAGAGACUCAAGAUAUCAAGCUUUGAUUUAGCAAAUAACUAUUUUAAUGUAAGCUGUCGGAAAUGGACUUUAUUUUUGUGACUGAAAAUCCUGAGGAGAAAUGAAACUUUUCUACAUUGAACAUCUGUGUUUACCUUGAAUACCAUGAACUGAGAGCAUACAUGUGUAGACAACUAGAUCAUCAGGACUUGUUGGAUAAAAUUCCAAAGGCUCUGUUACUCAGAUGGUGUACAUGUGGAACAUAGUUUCAAUGACUAGAUACGAAAUUUAGCAUGUGCUGCUUUCUGUGAAAGACGUUUUUAAUGUUUUAAAAAGAAGACCGUAUUUCUUCAUUCUUGUACAGGUAUGGAACCUGUUAUCCAGAAUGCUCGGGACCUGAGGUUUUCCGGAUAAUGGAUCUUUCUGUAAUUUGGAUCUUCAUAC